AUGAAUGUACAAGAGGCAUUAGUAUUAGACCCAGCUAUUAGAAACUGGGUAGUUAUACCUAUUGCACUUAUAUUGAUAUUCGUCAGUGCUUUAAAGUUUAACAUUGCAAACUUGAUGUCUCAAACUGAAAGAAAACAAAGUCUACAGAAUAUAAUGGAAUUACAAACAAUACUUAGAGCAAAAAGAUUAGCAACCAAUUCAAAUAGAAUACCAUAUCAAUCAUUUAAUUCAAGAAAACAAUAUUUUACAAAUAGAGAAACAGGAAUAUUAAUAGCAAAAGAAAAAAAUACAUCAUCAAAUCCAAUGGGAGUAUUGGGUAAUGCAUUUAAAGAUCAAUCGGGAGUGACUGAUAUGUUGAAAGGUAAUAUUGUAAAUUUUGUACCACAAGUUGGUUUGAUGGCAUGGGUCAACCAUUUCUUUUCUGGAUUUGUUGCUGUAAAGAUUCCAUUCUUCCCAUUGACCAUUCGUUUCAAGACAUUCCUUCAACGUGGUAUUGAAAUGUCAUCACUCGACGUUUCCUAUGUGUCUUCACUCAGUUGGUAUUUCCUCUGUUGGUUUGGUAUGGAGGGUAUCAACUCUAUCCUCCUCGCUGAAAAGUAUCAACCAAACUCGACUCUAUACGCAUCACAACUCGAACAAGGUGUGCCACCACAACAACAACCAAUCACUCAACUCUACACAAACGAACGUGAAAACAUUGAAUUGAUCAAUCACGAUUGGUUAAUGGAAAAUGUUGAACAAAGAUUCUUAAACAAAUUAAAGAAUAUUGAAGAAGUCAAACAAUCCAACAAAACAUCUACAACUAAAUCUUCUUCUUCUUCAUCAUUAUUAAAAGAUAAGAAGAAAAAGUAA
Messenger RNA from Cavenderia fasciculata, 852 nucleotides. RefSeq lists its product as uncharacterized. Gene Ontology annotation, cellular component: membrane; EMC complex. Gene Ontology annotation, biological process: protein folding in endoplasmic reticulum. The coding region runs from base 1 to 852 and encodes 283 amino acids. The transcript is spliced from 3 exons. The record is from RefSeq and is a predicted model, not a curated record. NCBI's taxonomy places the organism in Eukaryota, Evosea, Eumycetozoa, Acytosteliales, Cavenderiaceae.